This is a messenger RNA of Selaginella moellendorffii, 1138 nucleotides long. Its product is annotated as GDSL esterase/lipase 7. The transcript has 5 exons. The record is from RefSeq and is a predicted model, not a curated record. Gene Ontology annotation, molecular function: hydrolase activity, acting on ester bonds. Bases 83 to 1132 code for a protein of 349 amino acids. NCBI's taxonomy places the organism in Eukaryota, Viridiplantae, Streptophyta, Lycopodiopsida, Selaginellales, Selaginellaceae.
UCUCCACAGGCCGAGGCAUGUCUUGGCGUCCGCUCGAAGAUCGCCGCGAAAGUCCCCACCUUUCGUGCCUUCCUCGGCGAUUAUGGUGAAUGAGACGAGCUCUAUCGCGAUGCCCCCUUUCACUUCUCCGCUUGUGCCGGGCUUCUUCGUCUAUGGCGACUCCACUGUGGACGUGGGGAACAACAAUUAUCUCCAGACCAUCGCCAGGGCCAACCUUGCUCCAUACGGGAGAGAUUUCGACACUCACCUCCCCACUGGGAGAUUUUCGAAUGGCCGUUUGAGCGUCGACUAUCUAGCCUUGUUUCUGGGACUUCCAUUUGUUCCUCCGCUUUUGAGUAGGAACUUCACAUCUCAGAUGCAAGGAGUGAAUUUUGCUUCUGCUGGUGCCGGCAUUCUCAAUCCAAGUGGAUCGGACCUUGGCCAACACAUUCCUAUGGCAGAGCAAGUGCAGCACAUCGUCGAAAUACAGCAAAGGCUUGCUUCCAAAAUCGGUGAGGACGCUGCCAACGCUGUCAUUUCCAACUCGAUUCACUACAUCUCAAUCGGCAGCAACGACUUCAUCCAUUACUACCUAAGGAACGUCUCGGACGUCCAGAAUAAGAUGACCAACUUCGAGUUCAACCAGCUGCUGAUAUCCUCUCUAGUUGGACACAUCGAGGACAUGUAUGCCCGAGGCAUUCGAAAGGUUGUGACGAUCGGACUCGGGCCUCUCGGCUGCGUUCCCUUCUACCUCUAUACCUUCAACCAGACGGGCGCUGGCUGCGUCGACAGCAUCAACUUCAUGAUCGCCGAGUUCAACAACGCGUUGAGGGUCACGGCUCAGAGCCUCGCAAUGAAGCACAGGAACCUCAGGAUCAUCUACUGCGACGUUUUCCAGAGCCUCAUGCCUAUCGUCCGAACUCCACUCCAAUACGGAUUCGUCACGUCUCGAAGCGCCUGCUGCGGCGCUGGGAGAUUCGGCGGCUGGAUGAUGUGCAUGUUCCCGCAGAUGGCUUGCAGCAACGCGAGCUCCUAUCUCUGGUGGGACGAGUUCCAUCCUACUGACAAAGCGAACUUUCUCCUUGCCAGGGAUAUAUGGUCGGGAAACGUGUGCGAGCCUGGCGGCCUUCAAGAUCUCGCCAAGGCAUCCUGAGCAACU